This is a messenger RNA of Lampris incognitus (smalleye Pacific opah), 3061 nucleotides long. It is a transcript of the gene rnf144b, whose product is annotated as ring finger protein 144B. Lineage: Eukaryota; Metazoa; Chordata; Actinopteri; Lampriformes; Lampridae. Gene Ontology annotation, cellular component: ubiquitin ligase complex; cytoplasm; mitochondrial membrane. The transcript has 8 exons. The record is from RefSeq and is a predicted model, not a curated record. The coding region runs from base 899 to 1873 and encodes 324 amino acids. Gene Ontology annotation, molecular function: ubiquitin conjugating enzyme binding; ubiquitin protein ligase activity; zinc ion binding. Gene Ontology annotation, biological process: ubiquitin-dependent protein catabolic process; protein polyubiquitination; positive regulation of proteasomal ubiquitin-dependent protein catabolic process.
CCACAUGCUUGUUGGCUUCAUGAUGACAAAAUAAUGGCAAUGGGGCAGCGGAAGGUUUUCCUGCGUUUAAGGUAUUGUAGCGAAUUCGGGGGACAACGUAACCACAGCCCGAAUUCGCUACAGUAUGAUUUAUUACAUUUGUUGACUUGUUCCGAUGCGUGCCAACUCCACCAAACCAAAUGAUGGUUGUAGUUUGGUUGAAUGCUUUUCCGGUAACCAACGCUUUAUUAUUAUUCUCGUGUGCACUGUAUUGCCUGUAAAUACAAUGCGACUGAAACACCGCCAGGGGCAGUAAAGAGUUGAGCAGUCGGUGAAAGCUGUUGGCUUCGUUUGGUGGGCAGGCACAAACGCCAGAGGAAAGAAAGCACCGCGAGCGCCCUCACGCCCGCGCUAAGUUACGCCCCUCUCCUCUCUUGCAGCGUUGCGGUUCACAGACGGAUCCCUCUCCACUCUGCCAAAGCAGGAUCGCUGACAGUAACCUGCGUAGGCGUAUUAACGCGUAGGUCAACCUGCACUGAGCUGCGAACAGGUUUUGGGGCUUAGUAGGAGAUGUAAAUAUGUCGUUUGCUUUUCCGACUUAAGGGGCGUGUUGUCACCGAGGCUGUUUAAAAGAGAGAGAGAGAGAGAGAGCGAGAGAGAGAGAGAGAAAGUGCAGUGUUUGUGCAUAGGGCGACAGCAGCAGGGUUUAUUAGCUAGUCUAGUAGACUGUAUCAACAGAUGUGUGCGUGCGCGUCCUGCUGAGAGCACUGCGGCGGUGGAUCUGGACGGAGGCGGCUCUUGCACGCAGUGGUCACCAAGCAAGGAACAUGGAGGCAGUCGGCCCUUUUCGUCUCCAGCAGAAGGGCUAGAGGAGCAGCCAUCGCUGGCGUGCGUUGACUGAGACCUUCCUCCUUUCACCAUGGCCACCAGGAGUCCCACGAGGAGUCCCACCCUGAGCCAGACAGCCAGGGGCUCAGCACAAGGGACCCCUGUUGCUGGUGCCAACCCCCAGCCAGACCCCAAGGUCUUCUGUAAGCUGUGCCUUAGUGAGCACCCCUCAGCAGCCAUCAGGACAUUGCAUGCCUGCAACUGUGUCUUCUGCACAUCGUGUCUGCAGCAGUAUGUUGGGCUGGCUAUUAGAGAGGGUGCGGGUGCAGCCGUCACCUGUCCAGAUAUGGCCUGUCAGAAGACAGGAACCCUACUGGACUCUGAGAUAGCUAGUUUGGCUCCAGAGGAUCAAGUGGAGUUGUACCAGCGUCUGAGAUUUGAAAGAGGGGUGCAGUUGGACCCAAGUAAAGCCUGGUGCCCCAUGGUGGAGUGCCAGGCAGUGUGCAGUGUGAAGGCCAGCAUGGAGGGACAGCCCACCGCUGUGCCCUGCCCAACCUGCCACACCGUCUUCUGUUCUGGAUGCAGAGGAGCCUGGCAAGAUGGGCACACCUGCCCUGAGUGGCAGCCCAUGAUGCCGUCCUCACCCUCCUAUGAAAGCAGGGCGCGGUCCAGUAGUGACACUGAAAUGCCCAUCAAGCAGUGUCCCGUGUGUGGCAUCUACAUAGAGAGGAACCAGGGUUGUGCCCAGAUGCUGUGCAAAAGCUGCAAACACACCUUCUGCUGGUACUGCCUGCAGAAUCUAGAUGGUGAUAUAUUCCUGAGGCAUUAUGAUAAGGGGCCAUGCAGAAACAAGCUGGGCCACUCCAGAGCGUCUGUCAUGUGGAACCGAACACAGGUGGUGGGUAUCCUGAUAGGGGUCAGUGUCAUAGUGCUGGUGACCUCACCUCUCCUCCUGCUGGCCUCCCCAUGCAUCUUAUGCUGUGUCUGCAAGCCCUGUAGAGGGAGGAAGAAGAAGAAGAAAAAGAGGAAGAAGGACCACGGCCAACCAGACUCCACCAUGUCAUGAUAGAACCAACAGCGGCCCUCCACCUCAUUUCCGUGGCCCAGAAUGACCCCACUUCACUUCCGUGGCCCAGAAUGACCCCACCUCACACACACACACACACACACACACACACAAUCCACAUAUAGCCAUAUGCCUGAGGAAAUUAACUGGGUGGUUUUAUUGGUCUAAGUGGAACAUGGAUGGAGGAAAAUAAUCAUAUUUCAUCCCGAUCCAAUACACCACAAUCAUUAAUAGAAUAUUUUUGCAUUGCCCACCAGUCUACUCAGUAUGUGGGAAUGCUGAACAGGUUCAAGGGAAUGGUUAUUGGGAAUGAGAAAUUGAAAUGAGACUUGGCAGUUAGAGACUCAGUGUUGAUUUUGACCACACUGCUAGUGAUACAGCGACACAGCCGAGAUGGCACAAAUUCUCCACCAGUGUGUCAGAGGGCAAGCUGAAUGAUACUUUUAUGUUUUUAUGUAAAAAGAAAGCCACUUUUGAAACAUAAAAGCCUAACUGUCACUCAAAUAACAAUUUAUUCCUUAUCUAGAGGUAAAAAAAAUGGCCAGAGUACAGUGACAACAAAUGGGUUUUGAUACCUAUGCAAGUUUGUUACUCUUACAUUAUAAUUUCACAUGCACAAGAGGUUUUAAAGGUGAGAAAAGAAGGCUUAGAGGAUGCUCCAGGGCCUCUGUUAUUGCUCACAUAGACACACGCAGCACCACCUUCAUAUGCCAAAUGUCAUGUUGCCAAACCAGUCGUGUUAGGUGCACAAAGUGCCUCACCCUACAGUGCCUGGUGUUUGGUGGAAUUUGUUUUGCCUUCCAUUCGAUCUUAUGCAAAAAUUUUAGCGUUGUCGUUCAUAAGAAUGGACAGCCACUUGCUUUACAUAGGAUUGAAAAUCCCUGAUGCGAAGUGUUCUUUCAUGAUGUGAGAAUGCGUUGGCGUCAUGUGUGCACUGUACUGUGGAAAUACUAUAGGGCUUCUGUGGUGCACAGAGAAAUGUUCUGCUGUGAAUGUCUGAUGUUUCCACCUAGUGUGUGCUCAGCCCAAAAGGCGCUGAUGGGGAAUGGGUACGGUUUAGAAUGUGUGUAAAUAUGUAUUUAUGGAUCAUGUGUGUUCGGUGUCCCGUUGUAGUUUUUACUUCUCUGUUGAUGUUUCUGCAUCAGAUAUUUUAUAAAAGCCGCAUUGUAAUUGAAUAAACAUACUGAA